AUGAAUUUCCAAAAGCAAUACCUUGAUUUGGUGUUGGUCCCAAGUGGGUUGCUCAUCAUGUUUGGUUAUCAUUUCUUCCUCCUCUACAGAUGCCUCCAUCUACCUCACACCACUGUCAUUGGCUUUGAAAACCAUGACAAGAAAGCUUGGGUCGAGAGAACUAUGCAGCUUCAUCAUAGGGAUAUUGGUACAGCUCUGACUGUGCUCUCAAACAAUAUACACGCGGCAACAUUCUUAGCAUCAGUCUCUCUAACUCUUAGCUCUCUGAUCGGAGCAUGGAUCGCGAACAACCAGGACAUCUUUCAGAGCAAAUUGGUUUAUGGCGACACGAGCCCAUCCAUCAUGUCCAUCAAGUACAUAAGCCUCCUCAGUUGUUUCCUGACGGCAUUUUCAUGCUUUGUGCAAUCAACAAGGUCCUUUAUCCAUGCAAACUAUCUAAUAAGUACACCAGACAGUGACAUACCUGUCAAAAAUGUUGAGUUGGCUGUUAUUAGGGGAGGUGAUUUUUGGUUUCUUGGGCUUAGAUCACUUUAUUUUGCUGUCAAUAUGCUACUGUGGUUUUUUGGUCCAAUACCAAUGUUUGUUAAUUCAGUUAUGAUGGCGUUGAUUCUUCACCACCAUGACAAAAACAGCACCCCAUUGCAUCCACAUCGAUCUCCAGUGAAGCAGAAGGUCAAAAUGGGGGAGAGCAAUGACACAAGCCCGGACUCCCGACAGUCGUGGCUCUCGCAAGAGUGGGCCCCCCCACCACAAGAGGCAUGGGUCCCACCACAACAAGAGGAGUGGGCCCACACGUCUUGCGAGAGACGCGACUCUCGAGAGUCAGGACUUGUAUCAUUGCUCUAA
Molecule: messenger RNA, 846 nt
Organism: Cornus florida
Lineage: Eukaryota; Viridiplantae; Streptophyta; Magnoliopsida; Cornales; Cornaceae
Exons: 2
Coding region: 1-846 (281 amino acids)
Source: RefSeq, a predicted model, not a curated record